AUGAUAUCAUCUUACGCUCUCGAUAGCGGUGUAAGGGAUCGAGAAUUUUGCGCAGGCGCAAACGCUACUGCAGACGCGAAUGCACCCGUCCAGUCCAAACACACGUACAAGCUUUCUUUCUUUCGCUCACGCGUGUCAAUCACUCCCUCACUCACCUUUUUCCUUCCCCUCUCAUUCUCCAAGUCUCUCUUCCUUUCUUUUUUCUUCGUUUUUCUCCCCAUCUCUUUCUCUAGCUCUUACGUAGCUUCUUUCCUGACAACACAUUCCAAACCAGUAUUUUUUCUUUCAGCUCUUGCAUCUCUCCUCCAUAAAGAAACUUCUUCUUCAAAGAGAGAUGAACUUCUUCUUCUGGACCUUCUGAAGAGACAGGAGAAGAGAAAAGUGCGGAGAGAGAAUGAGAUUUUCUUCUUCUGUUCCCCUUUCUCCUCCUUCUUCUUCUUUUUCCUUCUCUUUCUUCUGAAGAGACUCCUCUACCUGAAGCAGAGAGAAUGA
Acanthosepion pharaonis is the source of this 492-nucleotide messenger RNA. NCBI's taxonomy places the organism in Eukaryota, Metazoa, Mollusca, Cephalopoda, Sepiida, Sepiidae. The record is from the annotation of a GenBank genome assembly.